Ramularia collo-cygni is the source of this 1293-nucleotide messenger RNA. Its product is annotated as probable 3-oxoacyl-[acyl-carrier-protein] synthase, mitochondrial precursor. Gene Ontology annotation, molecular function: 3-oxoacyl-[acyl-carrier-protein] synthase activity. The record is from RefSeq and is a predicted model, not a curated record. Bases 1 to 1293 code for a protein of 430 amino acids. NCBI's taxonomy places the organism in Eukaryota, Fungi, Ascomycota, Dothideomycetes, Mycosphaerellales, Mycosphaerellaceae. Gene Ontology annotation, biological process: fatty acid biosynthetic process. The transcript has 3 exons.
AUGCGAAGAGUCGUCGUUACUGGCUUGGGAGCGGUAACACCACUGGCUGCCGGAAUCAAGCAGACAUGGCGUCGCCUAUUGGAUUCCGGCAGCGGAAUCGUCUCGACUUCAUCCAAAGGGCCUUCUUUUGACACGCUUCCAAGUCGCGUCGCAGGGCUGAUACCGCUUGGAAGCCGCGAACAGGGCAAAUGGCAAGCAAAAGACUGGUUGCCAGCGAGCGACGAGCGUCAAAUGGCACUUUUUGCUCAGUAUGCCAUCGCUUCCGCGCAUGAAGCUUUGGAAGACGCCGGCUGGCAUCCCACAGAGGAGUCAGAUUUGGAGGCUACGGGAGUCACGAUCGGAUCUGGAAUUGGCAAUCUUGACGAGGCCUAUCGAACUUCAGUCGCGUUCCACGAGCAUGGCUACCGUAAGGUCUCGCCGCUUUUCGUACCUAGAUUGCUCAUCAAUCUUGCUGCUGGCCACAUCUCUAUUCGAUAUGGCUUCAAAGGGCCAAAUCACGCUGCCACUACAGCAUGUACAACUGGCCUCCACGCUGUUGGAGAUGCCUCUCGUCUGAUAGCGUUUGGUGAUGCGGAUGUCAUGGUGGCGGGCGGAGCGGAAUCAUGCAUUCAUCCACUCGCCAUUGCUGGCUUCGCAAGAGCUCGCAGCCUCGCCACGGACUGGAACGACAAUCCAAAUGCAUCGUCAAGACCUUUUGAUCGAGACCGUGCCGGCUUCGUGAUUGGCGAAGGUGCUGGUGUGGUGGUUCUUGAGGAACUCGAGCAUGCUAAAGCUCGUGGUGCGAAGAUUUACGCUGAGAUCAGAGGCUACGGCCUGUCUUCAGAUGCACAUCAUAUGACAGCUCCCAGGGAGGAUGGCGGCGGCGCAUACCUGGCAAUGAGACAAGCCUUGAGACAUGCUCGACUUGAGCCGGGUGAAAUCGACUACAUCAACGCUCAUGCCACCUCUACUCGUCUCGGCGAUGCCGCGGAGAAUAAUGCGAUCAAAAGUCUCUUGCUCGGAGAAGGAGGCAAGACCAAAGCAUCCGAGAUCAACGUGAGCAGUACAAAGGGUGCCGUAGGGCACCUGCUUGGUGCUGCGGGUGCUGUAGAAGCCAUCUUCACCAUUCUCGCAGUCCAUCAUAACGUCUUGCCACCGACUUUGAACCUCGAACAUCCAGGCGACCCACCUGAGGAUUUCAAUUGCAACUACGUUCCCCGAGUAGCUCAGGAACACACCGUCAACGCUGCUUUGACCAACAGCUUCGGGUUUGGGGGCACCAAUGCGAGCUUGUGUGUUGCGAAAUACGCGUGA